Messenger RNA from Cannabis sativa, 1563 nucleotides. RefSeq names its product nuclear pore complex protein NUP43. The coding region runs from base 139 to 1209 and encodes 356 amino acids. Gene Ontology annotation, molecular function: protein binding. Gene Ontology annotation, cellular component: nuclear pore outer ring. The record is from RefSeq and is a predicted model, not a curated record. NCBI's taxonomy places the organism in Eukaryota, Viridiplantae, Streptophyta, Magnoliopsida, Rosales, Cannabaceae. The transcript is spliced from 5 exons.
AAGUUAAACGUAUUUCAUAAUUACCCCUUUAAAACAAAUAAGUUUCCAUAAACACCCCUACAGAACAACUCAAAAGAGAGAGAAGUCACCAUAAACAGAGUGACAGUAGUACAGACCAAAACCCUUAAACCCUUGACAAUGGCGAUCACAUCACACCCACAGCCUCCCCAAAUCCAAAGGUUCCCUCAGUCCAAAUACAUAGACGCAGUCCGGUGGCUACCUCCAGUCACGGCCUUGGACCGGUUCGCAGCCAUCGCCUUUUUCGACUCCGAUUCCGACACUUCCUCCGUUGAAAUAUACUCAAUUGGCUCCAACAACCCACCAAACCUAGCUCCUCAGUCUUCGUGGGUUUCUCCCUCGAGGGUCUCUUCUCUCAAAGCCUCUCAAUCCCAACACAGACCUUUUGUUGCCGCUGCAACUUUUUCGAGCUCUCUACAUGUCCUGUUCUCCGAUCCAAUGGACGCUUCGUCGCUCGAAUCGGAGAUUUCUAUCCCGGGGAAGGUUUUACACGAAGGACCCAUUUCUUGUAUUGAUUUAAUGGACGGUGAGCUUGAGUGUUUGACUGUUGGAGAAGAUGGGAAGAUCAAUGUGGUGUCUAUUGGGGUUUCGAAUUUGAAUCACCGGAGAGUUUUUGAUAGCAGUGGUUUGGUUUCUUACACUGCGACGAAAUGGGCUUCUCCGGCUGAGUUUGCGACUGCUGGAUAUGGGUUUAGUCUUCAAUGGUGGGAUCAGAGGAAACCCGGUGGAGCUGUUUCUCAGUUCAAGGGCGACUGGGCUCAAAGAAGAACUUCGGGAAUUGUUCAUUCCAUUGAUAUUCAUCCAUCACGUAAACAUACAUGUCUGGCAGGAGGUUCUUUAGGUACUGUAUUUGCCUGGGAUCUCAGAUGGCCACAACAGCCAAUAAUUCUUUCCGGGGUUGGGACAGGUGAUGCCGGAGCUCAUUCUCCAUCCGAAAGUGAGGUUUGGGAGGUUCAGUAUGACCGCUACGCAACGUCUGUGAACAUGGGAAAUAGUUCAUCUUCAAAAAUUUUGCCAGCUAUGAUCUGCUCAGAAGAUGGUAUCCUUGCUGUUAUUGAACAAGGUGAAGAACCCCUUGAGCUUGUGGCAGAACCAUGUGCCAUCAACAGCUUCGACAUUGAUCGACAAAACCCUUCGGAUGUAAUAUGUAGUUUGGAAUGGGAAUCUAUUGCAGUGUUGUCAAGGUCAUAAUAUCCAUGAAAAGACAAAGUGUUGUAGAGUUUAAUUUUUGUAAUUGGUUCAUUAUUUUCUGGAGCAUGUAGGAACCAGGAAAUGGGAUUUCCCCUCCCUGAUACUUGGUGCUGAAUCUGUAACUUAACCAAUGGAAAUGUAGAUUUCAGCCUUGAAAGGGGGCACUUUUUGAGUGAGUGUUGACUUCAAUUAUCUGCUUUUGUGAGAUUCUGCCAACCCUGGAGAAUGGAGAUAUUUCUUCAUUUGUUUCAAUAUAUGCUUGCUCCAUGAGAAGUUGAAUUUGCAUUUGACACCUUGGAUUAGAUUUUGUAUUCAAACAUUAUAUCAAUGGUAAGAUUAAACUACAUUAAAUUU